AUGGACUACGAUCGAAUUCGACCGGUGCGAUUUUUGACUGGAGUGCUGAAAUGGUGGCGUCUCUGGCCGCGGAAGGAAUCCAUCUCCACGCCAGACUGGACUAACUGGCAGGCAUAUGCCUUGCACGUUCCAUUUACCUUCUUGUUUGUGUUGCUUCUGUGGUUGGAGGCAAUCAGGAGCAGGGAUAUACAACAUACCGCCGAUGUCCUUUUGAUUUGCCUGACCACCACUGCCUUGGGCGGUAAAAUGAUCAAUAUCUGGAAGUAUGCCCAUGUGGCCCAAGGCAUUUUGUUCGAGUGGAGCACGUGCGAUCUUUUCGAGCUGAGGAGCAAACAGGAAGUGGAUAUGUGGCGAUUCGAGCAUCGACGUUUCAAUCGUGUUAUAAUGUUUUACUGUUUGUGCAGUGUUGGUGUCAUCCCAUUGAUUGUGAUUCAACCGUUGUUUGAUAUCCCAAAUCGAUUGCCCUUUUGGAUGUGGACACCAUUCGAUUGGCAGCAGCCUGUGCUCUUUUGGUAUGCCUUCAUCUAUCAGGUCACAACCAUUCCCAUUAUCUGUAUUUGCAACGUAACCAUGGACGUUGUCAAUUGGUACUUGAUGCUGCAUCUGUCCUUGUGUUUGCGAAUGUUGGGCCAGCGAUUGAGUAAGCUUCAGCAUGAUGACAAGGAUCUGAGGGAGAAGUUCCUGGAACUGGUCCAUCUCCACCAGCGACUCAAGCAACAGGCCUUGGGCAUUGAAAUCUUCAUUUCGAAGAGCACGUUCACCCAAAUCCUGGUCAGCUCCCUAAUCAUUUGCUUCACCAUUUACAGCAUGCAGAUGAGUCCCGUCUUGCAGGACUUGCCAGGAUUUGCCGCCAUGAUGCAGUACCUAGUGGCCAUGAUCAUGCAAGUCAUGCUACCCACCAUAUAUGGUAACGCCGUCAUCGAUUCUGCAAGUAUGUUGACCGAUUCCCUAUACAAUUCGGAUUGGCCGGAUAUGAAUUCCCGAAUGCGGCGACUAGUUUUAAUGUUUAUGGUGUACUUAAAUCGACCGGUGACCCUAAAAGCCGGUGGCUUUUUUCAUAUUGGGUUACCUUUGUUUACCAAGACCAUGAAUCAAGCAUACAGUUUGCUGGCCUUGUUGCUCAACAUGAAUCAAUAG
Drosophila mauritiana is the source of this 1137-nucleotide messenger RNA. RefSeq names its product putative odorant receptor 71a (gene Or71a). NCBI's taxonomy places the organism in Eukaryota, Metazoa, Arthropoda, Insecta, Diptera, Drosophilidae. Gene Ontology annotation, biological process: sensory perception of smell; detection of chemical stimulus involved in sensory perception of smell. The coding region runs from base 1 to 1137 and encodes 378 amino acids. The transcript has 3 exons. Gene Ontology annotation, molecular function: olfactory receptor activity; odorant binding. The record is from RefSeq and is a predicted model, not a curated record. Gene Ontology annotation, cellular component: plasma membrane.